AUGGCUCAAGAGAGAAUUCAAGGAAAGAAGAUUGAGAACUGUGGUAAAUAUCGAGCAAAGAGGGUGUGGAAGAUAGAUGAGGAUGAGGAAGACUAUGAAGCUGAUUUCCAAGUAUUUUUAAAGGAAAGCAAUGAAGAGGAUAAGAAGCACCACAAGUUUAUAGCACUCAUGGAUGUCUCAGGGUCAAGAAAAGAGAAAGUUGGACUCGAUUUUCUAAAGAAAGAUGCCAUCAUCCACAAACCACUUCCUAUAGAUAAAAGACCUGUUGUAAGGACAAAGCACAAGCGCAAGAACCCAUAUAGGGGCAUCCGCCGCCGACCUUGGGGCAAAUGGGCCGCUGAAAUCCGUGAUCCUAGAAAGGGUGCUCGUGUUUGGCUAGGCACGUAUAAAACACCAGAAGAAGCUGCAAGAGCGUACGAUGUUGAGGCCCGCAAGAUUAGAGGCAACAAGGCAAAGGUGAAUUUCCCUGAUGAGGUGCCACCAAACAUGAUGAGUAAUACAACAAAACCAACUGUUAUUGCAAUGCCAACAAUACCUUUUCUAGCAGAGAAGUUUAGCACCAAUUCCCUAGUAAGCCAUUCAAAAAACUCAAAUGAAGAUCUAUUCUCUGUGGUGAACUUCAAUGGAAAGAAUGCUCGCUCAAUUCCUACUGACGGAUUCGGGUUACCCUCUAUGAAGAUACCUCAUGCGUCUUAUGAAAUCCCAAGGAUGGGUGGGUGUGCAAGUCAAAAUAGAUUUUCAAUUGGUUCUUCAAGCAACGGAUUGGCGAGAUUCGAUGGAAACAAUGCUAGAUCAAUUAGUACUGAGGGUUUUGGGUUGCUCCCUACAAAAAUGUCUCGUGACCCUUUUGAGACCCUAAGGAUGGGCCAGUAUCCAAGUCAAAAUAAUUUUUCAGUUGGUUCUUCAAGCAACGGAUUGGUGAACCUUAGUGGCAACGGUGCUAGCUCAAUUUGUACUGAGGGUUUCGGGUUACUCUCUAUGCAAAUGCCUCAUGCCCCUUUUGAGACUCCAUGCAAUGGCCAGUGUCCAAGUCCAAACAGAUUUUCAAUUGGUUCUUCAAGCAACAGAUUGGUGAACCUUAGUGGCAACAAUGCUAGCUCAAUUAAUAAUGAGGGUGUUGGGUUACUCUCUGUGCAAAUGCCUUGUACCGCUUCUGAUACCCCAAGGAUGGGCCAGUGUCCAAGUCAAAACUUUUUUUCAGUUGGUAAUUCAAGCAACGGAUUGGUGAACCAUAGUGGAAAUAAUGCAAACUCAGUUCCUACUGAGGGCUUUGGUUUACUCUCGAUGCAAAUGCUUUAUGCCCCUUUCGAGAACCCAAGAAUGGGACAAUGGCCAAGUCGAAACAUACAUUCGGUUGGUUCUUCAAGCAACGGUUUGUGCAAUGAGGCUAACAGGAACAUGAAUGCAUCCUCUUGCUUACCGCAUGCUAGCUUGCCAACGUUAAGUCAACCUACAUUUCCCGGUCCAUCAACGAUGAUAGAAAGCAACAUUGGCACAAUUGUUCCUACUUUGAGCAAUGCCACACCCAAUGUUCUCUUUGGCGCGGCUAGUGAUGAUGCAGGGACAAAAAUCGAUCAGCAGCCUAUCCCCCAAGUGAUGGAAAAUGAAUACAUUCCUUCCAUUUUAAAUGGUGAUGUUAGUGAGGAUGUAGCUGCUGAGAUUAGUAUGUGGAAAUUCUAUGACCGGCUGCCAGCUAAUGGAAAUUAA
Molecule: messenger RNA, 1707 nt
Organism: Setaria italica (foxtail millet)
Lineage: Eukaryota; Viridiplantae; Streptophyta; Magnoliopsida; Poales; Poaceae
Exons: 2
Coding region: 1-1707 (568 amino acids)
Biological process (GO): ethylene-activated signaling pathway; regulation of DNA-templated transcription
Molecular function (GO): DNA-binding transcription factor activity; DNA binding
Source: RefSeq, a predicted model, not a curated record